This is a messenger RNA of Spinacia oleracea (spinach), 477 nucleotides long. RefSeq lists its product as uncharacterized. Bases 1 to 477 code for a protein of 158 amino acids. The record is from RefSeq and is a predicted model, not a curated record. NCBI's taxonomy places the organism in Eukaryota, Viridiplantae, Streptophyta, Magnoliopsida, Caryophyllales, Amaranthaceae. The transcript has a single exon.
AUGGCUGACAACUCCAAUCCAACUAUUUCCAACAUCAAAAACGAUGUUCCCAUUGUGUUGGAGUUAAAUAAGGGCCAAUAUUCUCACUGGGCAGAACUAUUCAAACUCCACUGCCGUGUGCAUCGAGUUAUCGAUCACAUCAUUCCGGCACCUCCAUCUGCAGCCGACGUACCAGUCAAGGAGCAAACCGCUGCUGACAUCUCCGAAUGGAAUCGUCUUGAUGCUGCUGCCCUUCAAUGGAUAUAUGGGACCAUAUCUCACGAUCUCUUGGGCACCAUCAUCGUCCCUGACACCACCGCGAUGAAAGCACGGGAAAGCCUCCGAUUAAUUUUCCAAGACAAUGAAAUUUCCCGGGCAGUAUACUUGGAGCAGCAAUUCAACGAUGUUAAGCUCGAUAAUUUCCCCAACAUGGAUGCCUAUUACCUUGAGCUUAAAACUCUGGCAGACCAACUGUCCGGCGUCGGUGCACCGGUGUAA